Symbiodinium natans is the source of this 5211-nucleotide messenger RNA. The record is from the annotation of a GenBank genome assembly. NCBI's taxonomy places the organism in Eukaryota, Dinophyceae, Suessiales, Symbiodiniaceae.
AUGUUCGGAGGCCAGAGAAAGAAGCGCACAGCCAUCGUGUCCAACCGAUCCUGGUUUUGCGUGCUUAGUAAGCACUGUGACGGCGGACACGACCACCUCCCGUGGGGGAAAGUCCUCUCAAACGGCAACACAGCGUGGUCCACAGCCUUAGAAAGUGCAUACUCAUGGGGACUGAGUAAAGCCCUCGUUCAAUGUCUUUUAGAUGGCCUGGGACUCCAGCGAGAGAAUAUGCCUCUCAGCUCGAAGCAACAGAAGCGUAGACUACUCGAGCCUGAGUUUGGCAAUAUCCAGAUCCUGCUCGACCCCCCUGCGGAAGUUCUGCGCACGGUGCCGCCGUGUACUCUACAAGGCGUCCUGGGGCUCCCUAAAGGAACCCGCCUCCUGCGAGUAGACAGGGCCUCUUUCCGAGCAGUGAUCCGCACUCCGCUGGACCCAGUGACCUGGUGUCAGCGAGCUAUGCAGCUUCCACAUCCUUCGCAUAGUCUGCAAGACCUCCCCACGCCAGUCGCGCUGGCAAAGUUCCGCACGUAUGAGUCUCGCAAACUGCGACGGAUUGUUGAGGAAUGCGAAGGAAAGGAGACCCGGGCCCGGUGUGGCCUGGACCCUUCAGUGCAGGCAGUGACAGCUCCUAAAAAGUCGGUGGCAACAGAACAACUGCUGUCGAGCGUCCAGCGCCCGGACCUGGACGUUGCCCGCCAAAUCCGAGAGGGUUUUCCCCUAGUAGGGUGGUUGGAGCCUUCCAACCUGUGGGAGAAGAGGCUGGAAGUUCCAGCUUUAACGCCACCUCACAAGAAGCCAGCGUGGGAUGGCUAUCGUUCCAAGACGAACGACAGCUUUCACCAGUCUCUCGGAUUUUCAGCGUGCGUUUCGAAGAACAAGAUAAGGCCAAUCGACAACCUCAAGUCGAGCUUAGUAAAUGCAGCCUGUGGCACCACUGAGAAAGUCUCUAUGGACAGCGUGGAUAACAUAGUACAGGCAGUUUUGCGCUGGCUCUCAGCCGAGCUCCCCGAUACACCCUCUGAUCGCCUAGUAGGCCGCGCCUGGGACCUUAAAAGUGCGUAUAAACAGCUCGCAGUGCAAGCGUCGCACAAGCAUUUUGCAUGGAUCUUCGUCACGGACCCCCAUACGUCCAGAGUCAGAGCCGCACAAUUGCAUAGUAUGCCCUUCGGAGCAGUCGCCGCAGUCCACGCCUUUCUCAGAUGCAGCGAGGCGCUCAAAGCUCUGGCCCGCGGCCUCUUCCUUUUGGUCACCGCCAGUUUCUUUGAUGAUUUUACCGUAGUGACACGCAAGGCGAGUGCUUCACACGUCGAACUGGUGGUCAAGGCAAUGUUUAACAAGCUCGGAUGGCUAGUAGCCGCAGAAGAGAAGAAAAACAUGCCCUUCUCUGAAGUCUUCGAGACCCUGGGCGUGGUGAUCGAUCUUAGUGAGCAACAUCUGGGACGCGUGAACGUGUCAAAUACAGCCAGACGUCUCUCAGAGCUUCAAGAGACCAUGGAGUCCAUGCUCACCAAGGGCACCACCUCGUUCGUCCAAGCCCAAAGGCUGCGAGGACGCCUCAUUUUUGCUGAGCAACAAUUAUGGGGCCGUAACACCCGCCGUGCAGUAAUUACAGUAGGAGAUGUUCCCGGGUCGGAUGAUUCCCCGGUUCCUCUUACGCAGUGUCAACGCGACGCAUUGAAGUUCUUGCUUCAACAUUUAUCACCAGGUAGACCCAAAACCUUCGACCUCGUGCCUCGUCCGAAAGCCUUCCUCUGGUUAGAUGGGGCGUGUGAGUACACGCCUGGAUCAGGAGUCCCACAGUGCGGUUUAGGGGCAGUGCUCAUCAAGGACGAAGCUCGUUUUGCAUGGGGGCACCUGGUGAGCAAGGACACGGCGCAGAAGUGGUCCGUUCGAGCCGGGAAACAACAGCUUGUGUUCGAGUGCGAACUACUCCCAUACCUGCUUAGUCUGCAAAGAUGGUAUGAGCAUUUGCGUGGCACCGACUUGUUUGUCUUCAUCGACAACAACGGAGCCCGAUCUUCCUUGGUCAAAGCCUUCACUCGAGUCGAGGAAGGAGCCAACAUCAUACACCAAGCCAUCGAGCUGGAGGAGCAAAUGCACGUUCGUGCUGCAAUGUUUCGCGUGCCCUCCCAUUCCAACAUAGCAGAUGGUGAGAGAGGACGUAGUUUUCAUGCCAUGGAUUGGCUCGGUGCUGAGCCACAGCACCAAACUUGCUUGGAAAGUGCCAAGAAGGAGAGAGAGAGAUUUUUGAGAGGGAAACAUGCAAAGUGGGAACGUCAGUGCAUAACAAGAUGCAUGCUUGUUUGGAUGUGUGCCCUGCUGCCAAUGUGGGAGACCCUGCCAGAGCAUCAAACGGCCCCAGCGCACUGGGAAAGCCGAUACCGGGACACCACGCAAGGGCCCCGGUCAGCAAACGCCACCUUAGAGAUCAACUGGUCCGUGCAGCACUCGCAGCCUCCCAAGCAGUCUUCGAUAGAAUACAUGACAAUGGCUGCAGAGAUCUGCACGCAAUGGAUCCGUGACGCACCUCCAGCAGGGGCCCCAGUAACCGUGCAAGAUCCGACACUCAAUUUGCAGUCUGCCUGCACCACAUAUUUCACCAGAGCGUACAGUCUCCCUCCUAGGGAGCACCCUCGCUCGCACUACCGAGCAGAUGGUCGCCAUCGCAGAACGGCCACGGAGCUGAGGCAACGGGGCUGGCAGUCGUGGGAAGGCCACAAUGAGUGGCGACAUGGAGCGACUGAGUCGACAGGGUGGUGGCAUGGCUGGAAUUCGUGGACCGAGCGUACCGAAUGGCACUCUGAGGAGGCGGAAUCGCAGGGCGACGGACAGCCAGGCACCGUCAGUGAUGGCCCCUCAUCUUCCUCGGCUCAGGCUGUGAAGAUCCAGGCCCAAGACCAAGGAGAGCCACACAUGGAGGAGGCCGAUGUGCCGGCCCCUGCAAUUAAUCCAGUCGUGGACGGCACCACACCUGACAUGAUGAACGAGGUACGGACCCCGACAGCUGACCCGGUGGCAUCGGAGACAACAACGGACGAGGAGGAGUUAAUCCCAGCAAAAGAGCAUGCCGCUGUGCAGCAUGCCGCUAUACAGUGUGGCCCGGUCACGUGUGACCAGGCCACACAGACAAGCGACAACGAGAGGCCAGGAAAGGCUGCAACUGGCAACUACACACCUCAGGGGCUGCCGCUGCAGAGCGUCGCAAUGAAGGCGGAUGAGCAUCCGAUUGAGGAGACAAGCGGUGAGGUCUGUGGUGCACGAAGAGGAGGCGACGCACGUGGUGCGGUCAGGAGGGCCCAAACAAUCGGCCCCGAGAGGGUGCCGCCGCACCAGGGACUAAAUGCUGCGGCAAGGCUACACCUGGGCAAAGCAAAGCAGCUUCUGGGCGAGCUCUUGCCUAGCAACCCGGGGGCGAGCCUCACGGCCUUCCAGAUGCAGGGACACUACAAGUUCAGGCACGACCUAUACCACAAAGCUCAGCAGGGUGAAGCCUACGACAUCCGGGGCCAGCACAUCGACAGCCCGCUCCUCACGGAUAACGUCGGUCGUUGGAUAUGGUCACUGGUUGGUGCCCUGCUGACGCAUGACAAGCUCGGACAGGUGCAGAGCUGGCAAACAGGAGGAGAUCUCGUUGAAUCCUGGAUGCACUCCCUAUGGACGACACAGGGUCAGGCUGAGCUAGACAUCCUUGCCGGCGUUUCCCGCCUCGCCAGCCACUUGCACGAUGGGCUGCAAAAUUUGCCCCGAGCACUGUAUCUUCAGCUGCAGUGGAAGACGCAUUGGCCAGAGUUUUUUCAGGCGCUCAUGCCAUACCUGUAUAGGCCUGACUGCAUUGACGGCCCCCUAGAGGUCAAAGCUGCCUCCGAGCCACAUCCAAUUUGUGCAGACACUGCCUGGACAUCUUCGGACUCGCAGGCUGGCGCAGGCAGCCGCGGGAGCCGAUCAGCCGGCACCACUCAGCGGGACGCCCCAGCACAGAGGGUUCCGGCUGAGGGAACCCGGGAACGCGACACACCAGAGGGGUGGCCGUGGACACUCCUGGAUGCGAAUUCCGUCAGCGCUCCCACUCCUUCGGCCCAGCGUGCCCAGACGGCCUCAUCCUCCAGCACUGCGGUCACCGAGCCUCAGGACCAUGAACAGGACCACGACAAGGGCAGCGCGCAGGACAGGAGCCGUACCCCGGCCCGCAGAUCAGCCCGAGACCCGAUAAUCACCUCCAGGACGGAUGCAACACCGGACAGUCCUACACGACGUGAUGACAUUAACGGUGUCCUCACUGAGAUCUUGCGAGAACCGGGUCAUCGCUACGGGGUGCAAGUCAGACAAGACGGUUUUGCCUCGGCCAUCGAGCUAGCCUGCAGCCCUCUUCUGCAGGCACAUGGCAUCAGUUUAGGGGACAUCCGCUGGAUUGUUGAUGUCAGGGACAGACAGCGCUAUCAAUGGUGCGACAUCCAGGGCUCCUCCCACAUACGCCUAAUCAUGAGCCGGGACCUGCCGACCGACAUGGGAGGCACACCCCAUUUCUCCUCUCCGACGGCCCCCACAGGGAGUGCCGAAAAGGUGAUCGAUUCCUUCGUGGCUGGUGAAAAUCAGGGCGCAGGUCUAGGAGUUGGACAGCCCAGGAAUAACACCAGGCAGUUAUCCUACAUGCACGGCCCUGCUGGGGAGCCGGAUCUGCCAACCCCUCAGUGGAAGACGAUCAGUGGUCGACUGAAUCUAGGAGAUCUAAAGAGGUGGGAAGAUGGCGGGGGGCGCGCCUUUAUGCCGGACACCAAAACUUAUGCAUAUUUGUAUCUGGUUGUCCCACAACCCAUCCGCCGACAUCGUCUUCCCAGAGGGGCAGCCGAGCUCCUGGAAUGGAGCGAGACGGAGGAUGAGACAGUGGUACCCCCGGCCUCAAAGAGGCAACGGACAGAUGAGACGGCCUCUGGUGAUGGCCAGCAGCAGAUUGACGGCCCCACGAAGGAGCCGAGGACACCUCAGCAAUGGGUGCUCCGUGCAGCGGACACCAGCCAGAUCAUCGACCUGGACGAUUACAAGGAGCCGAAGAAGGCAUCAGAGUCCCCCGCAGCGCCGGCACUCACAUCCACUCAGAUGUGCAAGGCCUUCUUACAUGACCUCAGGGCACUACGACCGGCAGACCAAAGACGGCGAGCCCAUAAGCUCCUCCAGCACUGGGAGGCAAUGGAAGAACGACUUGGAAAGGACUAA